AUGUCACUCAUCCCAGGAACAAACAUUCUGGUUGACAAGUUCAGCCAGGGAAAUAAUGAUGUGAACAGCUACGUGUACUUCCUCAGCCAUUUCCAUACUGAUCAUUACUCAGAGCUACAUGACUCAUGGGAUUUGGGGAUUAUUUAUGCGUAUAACCCGACAAGGACCCUUUUGGUUGACCUCUACCCAAACCUUGAGACUCGAUGUGUCGGCCUAGAAUGUAACCAGAAAUAUCAAAUAUUUCUUGAUAAGGAACAAACUGAAACAGUCCAAGUGACCCUAUUUGAUUCAAACCACUGCCCUGGCUCAGUCAUGAUGUUGUUCGAAGGAAGGAUGGGCAGGGUCAUCCAUACAGGGGAUUUCAGGUUCACGGAGGAGUUCUUCACCUUCAAGCAGCUUUUCCCUCCAGAACUUGAUAAUGAGGAGAAGUUCAAAUGCUCCAUUGAGAUAGAUCACCUCAUUAUGGAUGCGACCUUUGCUGAUCCAAUCAAGGAUCAUCCACAAAAACAAGAGGCUUACGACGGAAUCUGCAAGAUUAUCCGGAGACAUAAGAAGUUCCGAGUCUAUCUCUUUGUCUACUUGCUUGGAAAAGAGGAGGUAUUUGCCAGCCUAGCUAAAGAAUUCAAGACUAAGGUCAUCGUUGACGAAGAACGAUACCGCAAAAUUCAACUUUUAGAUUUAGAACCAGAACUCUACUCAACCAACCCAGAUGAUGGCUGGAUUCACAUAAAGACCAAGGAAGAACGGAAAGGAAUGGAUAUCGAAAAAUAUAACGAAGAAUGCCCAACCAUUUUCAUAACUAUGAGUGCAAGGUCUAACGAAGACAGUAGCUCUAAAAGGUUCAUAUACAAGAGCUACUACUCCUCCCAUUCCAAUGCAAGAGAGCUCGAGCAGUUCAUGAAAGCCAUCUUUCCAAAGAAGAUCACCUACCAUUCUCACCCAGAUUACACUGAUUCACGAAGAUUCAGAUCUUAUUUGACCAGAACUUACACUGAAGAGGGACAAGAAGUUGAAUUGUCCAGGCUCCAGCCAUGGAGAAACUCUGACACUAUAAAAAGACCUACUAGAAAAUACGAGAAAUGCAUGAUUGACAGGUUCGAUGAGGAAGUCAAAAUGAAGAUGAACAAGAGAGCUUUCAUCAAACAAAAUCCCUUCAUGGAGAAACGUCGUAAAAGACAUAACAAAUCUGGCGCCAAAUUAGUUCAUUCCCAACCAAUUCUGACUCUUUCAGAUGACUCUGACACUGAGAACACUCUCAAAGUCAAUCUCAUAGAGGAAAACAAGGAUAUUGAAACUGCCACAGAAAGACACCUCCAAAGAGGAACCUCAAGAUUCAAAGAAGUCCGAAAAGCCCAAGAAGAGAGAAGCCAAAAUGACCCAGAAAGCUACUGAAAUCAUCGAAUGCAAGGACGCAUAAUUUAAAUUUUAGAAUUUAUCAGAAAUCAAUA
Molecule: messenger RNA, 1448 nt
Organism: Moneuplotes crassus
Lineage: Eukaryota; Ciliophora; Spirotrichea; Euplotida; Euplotidae
Source: the annotation of a GenBank genome assembly